AUGUCGACCCCAAGAGCAACAACUUUUUGGACGCGGGACAUUCGCAGGUCUCGGAUUCAGAGCCUUCAGCGGUCCUUCACCCACCGCCUAUCCAUCUCGACUACGUCGCAGAAACCAACUAGCUGCAAUGCUGCUUCAAAGUCAGCCUUGAUGGCAUCUACGCCAUGGUCGCUAAGCCGUGAUAUGCUGUCGCGCUCAAUAUUGCCUGUUCGAUCCUACUCUCAGGGAUCUACCGUCUCUCGCCUCGCCAGGAGUGCCGUGGCCCCAGGCGCUUCAGCCGAAACCUACAUUGCAUACGGUAUGACGCAGAAGCUUUUUGAGGCUUGCUCAAUGCAGGCGGAUUAUAAGAUUCCUCAGGCGUCUCAGAAGGGUGUGGCCGUUCCGACCACCGAAUCCGGCGAACAUCUUGGCGUUGGCGACAGCUGGUGGUAUCGAGAGCUCGGCCUUGUUCCGACGUUUUCCACCUGGUCGCAAAUCACAUUCCUCCAUAUGUAUCUGUUGACGGUCCGAUUGCGCGCGCUCCCAACCCGAGAGAGCGUACAGACCUACUCUCGCCACCUGAUCGACCAUUUCUCACAUAACGCUGAACACCGCAUGGAUGUUCUUCAUGACCUGGGCAGCCGAACCAUCCGGAAUAAGUACUUGAAGGAUCUCUUUAUUCAAUGGCGUGGUAUCAUUGCCGCUUACGACGAGGGCCUGAUCAAAGGUGACGCGGUCUUGGGGGCUGCUGUCUGGAGGAACCUGUGGAAGGCGAGUGCCACGGGACCUGAUGGCCAGGAAAUUGACUGGACCAAGGUCGCGUGGGUGGUCGCCUAUAUGCGACGAGUCCUGUCUGAGAUCUCGAAGAUGGACGAGGCGGAUUUGGUCUUCAGUCUGAGUACGGGAGACUUGAAAAGCUCCGGCAUCUUUGGCUACUCUGCGCUUGAUAAGAAAAUGGCCGAGGGAACCAAGUAA
This is a messenger RNA of Penicillium maclennaniae, 954 nucleotides long. RefSeq lists its product as uncharacterized. Gene Ontology annotation, cellular component: mitochondrion. NCBI's taxonomy places the organism in Eukaryota, Fungi, Ascomycota, Eurotiomycetes, Eurotiales, Aspergillaceae. The record is from RefSeq and is a predicted model, not a curated record. Bases 1 to 954 code for a protein of 317 amino acids. Gene Ontology annotation, biological process: mitochondrial respiratory chain complex III assembly. The transcript is spliced from 3 exons.